Molecule: messenger RNA, 1772 nt
Organism: Tachyglossus aculeatus (Australian echidna)
Lineage: Eukaryota; Metazoa; Chordata; Mammalia; Monotremata; Tachyglossidae
Gene: DDN
Product: dendrin
Exons: 2
Coding region: 1-1755 (584 amino acids)
Source: RefSeq, a predicted model, not a curated record
AUGCUGGCGGGCCCGCUGCCGCCCCGGGGCCCGGGCAGCCCGUCGGGGAUCCGGGAGGGCGACCCCCGGGCCGCGGAGCCGAGCGGCUGCCUGUGGGUGCAGGAGAAGUCGCGGCUGGUGCUCAUCGAGGUGAAGACGGUGUCCUGUCACUUCGGUCGCCGCGCUCCCCCGAGGCCCCCCAUGGACCCCCGAGCCGGACAGCGACCCCGCCGCCCCGACGACUGCCCGUUCGGGCCGGGCCCGGGGUCCCCGGGGUCCCCGGAGUCCCCGGCGCCUCGGGCCUGGGGUCCCCGCGUGCUGCGGGAGGCGACCAACCGGGGGGCGGGACCCCCGGCCCAGCCGCGGCCCCGGGAGCAGGAGAAGCGCAAGGCCGCCUCGCAGGAGCGGGAGGUCAAGGACACCGAGAGGAAGCGACGCAAGGCCGGGGUCGGCGGCCGGAGCCCCCCGGCCCGCCCCGAGCCCCCCGGCCCCGAGCCCCCGGGCCCCGGCUGGGCCCCCUGGCGCCUGGCCUGGCCCCGUCCGUCCGGGCGCACGCCCCGUCCUUCGGCCGUCCAGCCCCGCGGGGGCCCGGGGGCCUGGGGCUGGGGGCGGCCGCCGGGGCCCCCCAGCUACGAAGCCCACCUGCUGCUGCGGGGCCCCGCGGGCCCCCCGCCCCGCCGCCGCCGCCCGCCCCGCCCGGACCGGCCCCCGCCCUACGUGCCCCCGCCGUCCUACCACGGCCCCCACCGGACCCUGGCCGGCCCCCCGAGGAAGCCGGACCCCCGCCUCUCCCGGGACGGGCUGGGGGCCGGGACCGGUCGCCCGCGGGUGGGCCCCAAGCCCCCCGCCCCGGGGGACCCCGCCCCCGCCCGGCGGGACCGUCCCGGGGCUGAGCCCGGCGCCCGCCGCGGAGGAGGAGGAGGAGGGUCCGGGGUCCCGCCGCGCCCCCUCCCCCGAGCCCGGCCCGGCCCCGCCGACCGGGGCAGGGCGGCCCGGCCCCCUCGGGCCUGGGCUCCGGGCCCCGGCGGGCGGCCCCCGCGCUACAGCCAGACGCUGCCGCGGCCCUGGGCCCCGGGGGGCACCGGGGGCCCCGGCGGGCCCCGCGGGAGGGAGCCCCGCCGCCCGCACACCCUGCCCCGCGCCCCGGGCCGCCCCCGCGGGCCCGACGGGGUCUUCGUCAUCGACGCCACCUGCGUGGUCAUCCGGGCCCAGUACAUCCCCCCUCCCCGCGCCCGCCGCAUCCCCCCGCCAGGGCCCCCCCGGACCCCCGGACCCCCGGAGCCCGCGGCCCGAAGGCCGCCCCGCACGGAAGAGGCCGAGGCGGGACCGGCGGGCGAGGCGGGAGCGGCCUUCCCGUCCCCCGGCCCGAGGCCGCUGCAGAGCGGCCGGCCGCCGCGCCCCGCCGGAGGGGGCUGCUGCCCGGAGGGCUGCCCGGCGGAGGCGGCGCCGGCGGAGCGCGCCGCCCGCCCCUCGGGGCUCCCCGCCGGGCCCGGGCGGCGGCUGCCGGGGCCGGGCCCUUACGGCGGGGCCCUGCGGGAGGCCGUGUCCCGCAUCCGCCGCCACACCGCCCCGGACUCGGAUUCGGACGAGGGGCCCGAGCGGGCGGCCCCGGGAAACUCCUCGGACGGCAGCGACACGGAGCCCGCCGGGCGAGGAACCGGGGACACCGAAGCCAGGGGCGGCCACAUCCCCCACGGGCUCAGCCGGACCGAGGAGGGCUGCUUAGGGCCUGCAGCCGCCGGACCGGCCCCGGAGGGACGAGGGAAGCCACACUGAGGGGCAGGGGGGUCGGC